This is a messenger RNA of Pecten maximus, 1942 nucleotides long. RefSeq names its product adenosylhomocysteinase B-like. The record is from RefSeq and is a predicted model, not a curated record. Bases 51 to 1406 code for a protein of 451 amino acids. Gene Ontology annotation, cellular component: cytosol. The transcript has 9 exons. Lineage: Eukaryota; Metazoa; Mollusca; Bivalvia; Pectinida; Pectinidae. Gene Ontology annotation, biological process: L-methionine cycle. Gene Ontology annotation, molecular function: adenosylhomocysteinase activity.
CACGUGAUUAUGCAAAUGAGAAAAGGGUAUAAAUUAGCCGGCGAACAUGAAUGCGACCUCUUUCCUCAACUAAACACACGUGGGCUCAGAACUCGUACGGACGAUCAAGCAAAAUGCCCUCAUACAAAGUCGCGGACAUUGGUUUGGCCGAUUGGGGCCGUAAGUGCAUCGAAAUCGCCGAAAAUGAAAUGCCUGGAUUGAUGCAAAUGAGAGAAAAAUAUGGCAAGUCUAAGCCCCUGGCUGGAGCUCGGAUUGCUGGCUGUCUUCACAUGACCACACAAACCGCUGUUCUCAUCGAGACCCUCACAGCCCUCGGAGCAGAGGUCCAGUGGAGUAGCUGUAACAUCUUCUCCACCCAGGACUUUGCUGCAGCUGCCAUUGCCAAGACCGGAGUUCCUGUGUAUGCCUGGAAGGGCGAGACCGAUGAGGAAUACAUCUGGUGUAUUGAACAGACAUUGGUGUUUGCUGAUGGCAAGCCUCUAAACAUGAUCCUUGAUGAUGGUGGUGAUCUCACCAAUCUCGUCCACGAACGUUACCCACAGUACAUCGAGGGUAUUAAGGGCUUGUCAGAGGAGACGACCACAGGGGUACAUAAUCUCUACAGAAUGAUGAAGAACGGAAAACUGAAGAUUCCAGCCAUCAACGUCAAUGACUCAGUUACCAAGAGCAAGUUUGACAACUUGUACGGCUGCCGUGAAUCACUCGUCGAUGGCAUCAAGCGUGCAACAGAUGUCAUGUUGGCUGGUAAGGUCGCCAUGGUUGCUGGUUACGGAGAUGUUGGAAAAGGAUCUGCCCAUGCCCUCCGCGCCUUCGGUGCACGUGUACUAGUCUCAGAAAUCGAUCCCAUCAAUGCCCUCCAAGCUGCGAUGGAAGGUUUUGAAGUAACGACGAUAGAGGAAGGUCUGAAGAAAGCCAGAAUUUUUGUCACUGCUACUGGCUGUAAAGACAUCAUCCACGGUCAGAUGUUCGAACAGAUGCUGGAAGAUGCUGUUGUGUGCAAUAUUGGGCAUUUUGACUGCGAACUCGACGUUAAAUGGCUUAACGAAAACUGUGCCAAAAAAGAACAAAUCAAGCCCCAGGUCGACAGAUAUACACUUAAGAACGGGCGUCACCUCAUCCUGCUCGCUGAGGGUCGUCUCGUGAAUCUCGGCUGCGCCCAUGGACAUCCCAGCUUUGUCAUGUCAAACUCUUUCACCAAUCAAGUUCUCGCCCAGAUUGAGUUGUGGACCAAACAAUCAGAUUACAAAGUUGGCGUUCACCUUCUACCAAAGUCUUUGGACGAACAAGUAGCUGCUGCCCAUUUGGAACACUUGGGAGUGAAACUGACCAAGCUGUCCGAUGACCAGGCGGAAUACCUUGGAAUCCCACAACAAGGUCCCUUCAAGCCAGAAAUCUACAGAUACUAAGAUUUGAGAGCCAAUAAAAACAAUGUCCGUUUUAUAUGGUGGUGCACAUAGGCAGAAUUGUUGCUCAGUAACCAAACCUUUCACCCCUAUUUGCCUGAUUAAGAAGACCAAUCAAGAUCUAAGGAAGAGCUCAUUAAUUGGUUAUAGGGGUGACAAGGUUCUACAUGGUGAGAUUCUGGGAGAUUACAUAAGUCAUAUGUAUGGUGGUGAAGCCAAGCAUUAUUUUCCAUAUCAAGGAAAAAAACAUUUAUUAUCAAGUAAUUGAGAAUUCAGAAAUCCAAAUAGACUGUGUGUGUUUGUUGGUAAUGUUAUUUGUUACAGACUUUGUGUUUCUGAAUUCCCAAUGUUGAUGGAGCUGAAAGCUAAAACACAAGUCCAUUGUGUUACAAGCAGUAUGAAAUAAACUUCCAUAUUCCAUAAACAAGUCCAUUUGAAAUUAUUCGUCACUGGAAGGAAGUGAUUAUAAAUGAAUAUAUUUUAAACAGAUUUGUUUUCUAUCAUGUCGCCUUCAUGAGAAAAUAAAAAGAAAAAAACUC